Messenger RNA from Zophobas morio, 2045 nucleotides. RefSeq lists its product as uncharacterized. The transcript is spliced from 23 exons. The record is from RefSeq and is a predicted model, not a curated record. Gene Ontology annotation, molecular function: ubiquitin-like modifier activating enzyme activity. Bases 1321 to 1710 code for a protein of 129 amino acids. NCBI's taxonomy places the organism in Eukaryota, Metazoa, Arthropoda, Insecta, Coleoptera, Tenebrionidae.
AAGGUGGUUCCCUUUACUUCCAUUCCUGAUGCCACCUUUUGGCACGAACUUACAAGGAAAACACUAAAUGUUUAUAAAUUGGACGAUACUCCAACUCCUCUAUGGGGUUAUUUCUAUAGUGGAAAAGCACUUCUCUACUCCCCACGAUUUCACCUUGAUAGCCACUCCUUUGACGAGAUUCCUGAAGCUGUGGGAACAGUCGUGAGGGGGACACUGUUUAAUUAUAGUCGACUUGAAGAUUUUAAAAAAUGUGACAAGUCAGCCAUUCUUAACUCUAUUUGUGACGAGAUAUGGGCAGAUAUUUCUUCUGAAAAUGUUUAUGAGGAUCCUUCCCUUGUUAAUAGUUUUUUCCUGCUUUGUUAUGCUAAUAUUAAAAAAUACAAGUAUUAUUAUUGGUUUUGCUUUCCUGCACUAAUUUUAAGUGAAGAUUCUAUAGUAUUCCAGCACAUUAUGCCUAUCGCUGAGUAUCUUCCUGCACCUAAUGUAGUUUAAAGACUCUGAUAGAUAGUUUUUCUGCGUUGCAUUAUAAGCAAAGGACCUUUUUUGUAAUUGAUCUUAUCACUGGCACUGCCCAUCCCCUCCGCGGCUGGCAAGAUUUAGUGCGUGAGGAAAAGCUUGUCGUUGGGUACUGCGACCCAUGUGGCAACCCGCAUGCGCCAGGAUGGCCUAUCAGAAAUGUCGUCGCGACUAUACUAUGCCACUGUAGCCCUUACGUCCAAACGGUGGAUAUUGUGUGUUACCGCGAAGAAUGGAAGUCCGGAGUUUGUAUGGUUGAACACAGCAUAGUUGUUUGUGGCCUGAAAGUUUUUUCUUUAGUUGAUAUAAACAGACCGUUAAAAAUAGUGGGCUGGGAGAGGAAUGUGAAAAAUAAACUUGCUUGGCGAGUUUUAGAUUUGAGUUCUACCCUAGAUCCUAAUAAGAUCGCUGAAACUGCUUGCUUUAUAAAUUUGAGUCUAAUGAAGUGGCGACUCUGACCGUCUCUUGAUAUUGAUAAACUUUUCGCCGUAAAAUGCCUAAUCAUAGGCGCGGGUACACUAGGUCGUAAUGUGAGCCGCUGUCUACUCGCGUGGGGGAUCACUCACGUGACCUUUGUUGAUAACGGAUAGCCCUUUAUGUUUUUAUCAACUGUGAAUGCUUAUUAUGUAGCUAAACCUCAAUAAUACGCAAGGGAAAGUUUCCCUAAGUAACCCCACACGCCAAACUCUUUUUGAUUUCAAAGAUAGUAUCCAGGGCGGCAAGUGUAAAGCUUAUGCGGCGGCGGAAGCGCUUAAACGCAUCUAUCCCAACUGUCAAAGCCGGGCCUACGAAAUAACUGUCCCUAUGCCGGGCCAUGCCAUCGCCAUUGAUGAGGUAGACUCGACUUUGAAGGAAUUUAAACUGCUAGAAGAACUUGUUAUAGAGCACGACGCUAUAUUCUUGCUAACUGAUAGUCGUGAAAGCAGGUGGUUGCCCACUGUCCUUUGCCAGGCUCAUGAUAAAAUUUGUGUGAAUACCGCUUUGGGUUUCGAUUCUUUUGUGGUUAUGCGCCAUGGAAAUUACGACACACCUAUUAAAAAACGCUUGAGUUGUUACUUUUGCUCGGAUGUUGUGGCUCCAGUGAAUAACAUUGGACAAGCAAUGCACAGUGACGAGGCCAGGUCUUUCCUUUAUAGCAAGUGCUUUAACGGUAGAAUUGUUUGCUUCUUUUAUACAGUAUCCAGAAAGCAAUGAAGUUGAGGAGACCCCUCUGGGAAUAGUUCCUCACCAAAUUCGAGGGUUUUUGUCCCUGUAUAAUUUAUUAAUGUCCCGCGGGGAAGCUUUUAGUAACUGCGUUGCAUGCUCUGAGAAGGUCCUUCAAGCCUUUAGGGAUAACAAGGAAGAGUUGUUAUUGAAGUGUUGUAACGACGCUCUUUACUUGGAGGAGAUUACCGAGUUGGCAUAUACAAAAGAAAAUAUUGAUCAAUUCUUCUUGGACUCUGAUCUUGAUGAUAAUAAAGAAGAUUAAUAUUUAAUUGUUUCAUCAUUUUGCAACUGUACAAAUAACUUAAUAAAAUGGCGUUUCUUUA